Bolinopsis microptera is the source of this 2515-nucleotide messenger RNA. Its product is annotated as cholesterol 24-hydroxylase-like. The record is from RefSeq and is a predicted model, not a curated record. Bases 274 to 1878 code for a protein of 534 amino acids. Gene Ontology annotation, molecular function: cholesterol 24-hydroxylase activity; iron ion binding; heme binding. Gene Ontology annotation, biological process: cholesterol catabolic process. Lineage: Eukaryota; Metazoa; Ctenophora; Tentaculata; Lobata; Bolinopsidae. The transcript has 12 exons.
ACACGAGAAGUUUUGUUGUGUAGUUUUGUUUGUAUCCGUUUUUAGCGGACCACACGGCGGAUAGACAGUCCAGUUUCAAAAUAACUUUUACCCUGAAUCCUAACCCUGCAACUCCGCCAACUGAAACUAAACGGGUCCGCACGGCAACAGAAUCAAUCAAUAAAUCGGUAAAGGAGCUGACCAUUCUGGCUCCCUUGAGGUAACCAACACCAGAUCUAUCACCAUAACGACUGUCUCUGUCACCAUAUUAACAACCGUCACCACCACACUAUCAUGUUGGUGCUAGGAUUAAUAGUGGUCACCACACUGGCCUACAUCUCACAGCUGGUCUGGAAUGUUCUCACUAACUACAGAAAACACCAACAUAUUCCUAUGCCUCCUGAAGAUGGCUGGCUGGUCGGACAUCUCGUUACCAUCACAAAACAUCGCUUCGAUCAGACAUUGAUACAAGCCAUAGCAAAAUACACAAAGCAGUGUGGAGAGGUUUUCCAUAUACGACUGAUGACUCAUUGCCUGAUAGUUGUUCACGACCCAGUGAUUCUAAAAGAGAUUCUAAACGACCCAGACAACUUCCCAAAGAACAACAGUGUCAUCAACAGACGGUUUGGGAAGCAGAAAGUGCUGGGUGAGCACAGCUUUCUCUCAUCUCAAGGAGGAGAUGUUUGGUUUCACAAAAGGAAAAGUAUGGCCAAGUUUCUCAACCAUUUAAAUAUCCGAAAAUACUUCGACAACGUCAGAUCAGCGACAGAGCAAUUAUUACUGGAGGUUCAGGAGAAAGCUAACGGUAAGGAAAUUCUGGAUCUGAAUGAUAUCAGUGGUGGUGUUGUCACCUCUAUCAUAGGCCAACUUGGACUCGACAACGGUAUUGAGAUGGGUUCUCCCAAUUGUAAGGAAAUAGCAAGUGCAAUUCACGUAAUGAUCACAGAGAUGAACACGGCAUUCUUUACGCCCUUCUACCAUUACACCCCUGGAAUCUGGGAGAAACACAAGAAACUGGUUAUGGAGAAGAUCAUAUUUCUGAGAUCUAAGUGCGCUGAUAUUCUUAAAAUAAGAAGGGAACAGAUGAAGCUGGGCAUCGCAGCAGAAGAAGAUAUUAUAGCGCACAUUGUGAAGAUGAACGACUCUCAGUUUCCAGAACAAGACGAGUUUAUCAUUGACGAUAUUAUGACAGUAUUUCUAGCAAGUGAAAACACACCAAGGACAAUAGUUAUGUGUCUAGCGUUUCUGGUAAGGAAUCCUCACCAACUAGGGAAGCUACUGUUCGAGAUAGACAGCGUGCUGAAAGACAAGCAGGUCCCGGACAUUGACGAUCUGGAUAAACUGAAGUACACUGAAAUGACGAUUCUAGAGACCUUGAGACUGUAUCCAGCGGUAUCCCGGAACUCCAGAAUAUCUCGACAAGAGCGAACCCUGAACAACAUUACCUUCCCUGCGGGUUCAAGAACAGUCACUUUCUACGAGCUGUUCCACAAGAAUGAGAAGUACUGGAAGGACCCGGAGGAGUUUAGACCGCUGAGAUUCGCCGAGACAAAGAACAGAGUUCCUUACACUUAUCUCUCUUUUCUAGCUGGACCCAGGUCGUGUCUGGGCAAACCUCUUGCUAUCAUGCAGAUGAAGACCAUUCUUGCUUCUUUGUUACGACACUACAAGUUCGCCCAUCUUCCCGGGGAGGAGGAGAUUAAGAUCAUGCAGAGUUACGUACUACUGAAACUGUCUCAAGGGUUCAGAUGCACUGUAGUCCCCCGGGAUCACUCCCGUCCCAGAACCAGAAAUCUCUCCAGAUUCCCGGAGAAAGCAGCACUCUUUUCCUCAAGGAAAACAGCAAUUCACUCAGUUCCGGAUGUUACGAGAAUAUUCGACCCUCCCGUUCUACCUUAGUCGUAGGAGCUGGACUCCUUUACCAAUAUCAUCGGUUAAACUCUGAAAACUCUUGACCUGACAGAUUAUAUUUGAGAUAGAACCAUGACUUCCAACUAGUAUAUUUUUAUAUGAACUUCUGGAGUACGAACUUUUUCAGGAAAACUGAUCUUUUUGGAACUGAAAUGAUCAAGUUAUCUAGGUUAUUGUAGGAACUCAAUUAGAUUAUAACUCGAUUAGGUUAUUGUAGGAUAUUAUAGGUUACCCAUUACAGAAACUUAUAGUGAAUGUUCAUCUUGGUGGCGCAUUAUUUGCCUACAUAGUUACAUAAUCAUAUCACUAAUACUAAUACUCAUAAUCAUACAAGUAAUUCCGUGCUUACAGAGUGAGAUAUCAUAAUCAGUGGAAGUAUAUGGCUAACAGAGUUACAGUUGUUGUUUGCAAGUAUAAACUACCGUAUGUGCUCGAUUGUUUCAAUUAUAAGUCAAAGUGUUAUGAACACGUUUUCCAUGCAAAUAGCAAUACAGUUCAAGUUACUUGAACCAUACUUGAUUCAAGUAUGGUUGAGGUUGCUUCUUUUAAGUAUUUGUAUAUAUUGGAGAGUUAUUAUUGAUAAAGUGAGUUCUGAAGAAAUAUUCAUGAAAUCAGCAAAGAAUUU